Molecule: messenger RNA, 2168 nt
Organism: Mytilinidion resinicola
Lineage: Eukaryota; Fungi; Ascomycota; Dothideomycetes; Mytilinidiales; Mytilinidiaceae
Exons: 2
Coding region: 113-1867 (584 amino acids)
Biological process (GO): proteolysis
Molecular function (GO): metallocarboxypeptidase activity; zinc ion binding
Source: RefSeq, a predicted model, not a curated record
ACAUCAUUCACCAACAACACCAUUACACCAACCUCUACUGCUUUCUCUCCACGCUCCCGCCGGCGCAAGCCUGCUGCAGCCUUCACUCCUUCGACCCGUAUAGACUGCCAACAUGCGCCAACUCUCCUUUGCCCUCGCGACCUUGAUCCUACUCGGUCCCUCACUGAUCACGGCCGCCCCGCCCACGACGCAAUGUAGCCACCCUUUCCAUGCUCCCUGCCAUGAACACGUCCCGCGGCCGUGGUGGAGGCUAUCAUAUGCCAUCAUCCGCAAGGUCUGGGGGCUUCCCGAGAAGCAGCAUGCCUUCUCUGGCGCUGGCGACGUGCCUGUGGGUGCGAGUGGGCCCACCGGGAAGCUGCUGGCACGAUACGGCCAGGACAUCGUGAUGCGCUUCACCAUCCGGACUGCGGAAGAAGCCUCUGCACUGGCUGAGGCCACCGACGUCUUGUUUCUAGAUGUGUGGGAAUUCAACGACAAUUGGGUCGACAUUCGACUGGCAAAGGACGUCGUACCCUCUCUACUUGGGCUGCUCCCCGCAUCUCUCCAAACCUCUCAUGUUGCCUUGAUGCAAGACCUCGGCCUUGCUCAGGCCAUCUUCGAUUCGUAUCCGUCGCCCUCUUCUACCCAGUUCCACGAAGACCGCUCCUUCACACCGACCCUCCGCGCUUCUUCUUCUGCCGAGAACAUCUUCUUCCAGGACUACCAGCCCCUCUCUGUCAUUACACCCUGGAUGAACUUGAUGGCAUCCAUGUUCACGACCCACGUCCGUCGCAUCAACGUAGGUAUCAGCUAUGAAGGCCGAGACAUUCCAGCUUUGAGAGUUGGUGUCCACCCCACAAACAACGACGAGCCUUCGAAGCCGCGAAAGACAAUCCUACUAACGGGUGGUUCCCACGCCCGGGAAUGGAUCUCGACCAGCACUGUGAAUUACGUGGCGUGGAGUCUCAUCACCUCUUACGGCAAAACUCCUAGCAUAACGAGGCUUCUCGAAUCAUUUGAUUUCGUUUUCGUGCCCACGCUGAACCCAGACGGCUAUGUCUAUUCCUGGGAGACUGACCGCCUGUGGCGCAAGAAUCGUCAGCCUACCUCACUCCGUUUUUGCCGAGGCGUGGAUCUAGAACGCACUUACCCAUUCCAAUGGGACGGAGCUUCAACUCAGGGCAAUCCAUGCAGCGAAUCUUUCGCCGGAGAUUCCCCUUUCGACGGUGUGGAAGCAAAGAGGUUCGCCGACUGGGCGCGAAACGAGACUGAGAACAACAAUGUCGACUUGGUGGGCUUCCUAGAUCUGCAUUCGUAUUCCCAGCAGGUGCUUUACCCGUACUCUUAUACCUGCCACGCGGAGCCACCGACCCUCGAAGAUCUGGAGGAACUAGCGCACGGCCUUGCAAAGGCAAUCCGUAUUUCACGAAAAGGACAGCCGUAUAAAGUAACAUCCGCAUGUGAUGGCAAUGUUGCUAUUACCAAAAAUCCCAAGGAUGGCAAGGAGGAACGGAUUCUACUUCCUCGAAUUGAGUCGGGCGGAGGAAGUGCUCUGGAUUGGUUCUACCAUGAAUUGAGGGUUAAGCAUGCGUACCAGAUCAAAUUGAGGGAUACGGGAAGCUAUGGCUUUCUACUCCCUAAAGAGAACAUAGUACCAACAGGAGUAGAGAUGCUGGAUGCAGUGCUGUACCUCGGACGGUACAUGCUCGGGGAAGUCGGCAUGAUGGAAGGCGAGGCCGAGGAGAAGGAGGCCGAGGAAGCGAAUCCUUUCACCCAGGCGCAGAGUGAGGACACUCACAUCGUGGGGCCGCAGAACGAGACAGUAGAAGAGGAGGUUCAUGAUGAGGACGAAUCGAGUUUGGAACUACGACGUCGACGGAAACGUUAAUCCAGGUCUUGGAUGUGUUUCUUGCUCUGUUUUCUUGUUAAUACUAAUGACUAAGGAGGUCAAUGAACUACCUUUUCUACAACAAUCUUCACACAAUUUUGGCAGUCUAGAAGACGCGGCGUUCUAUGAUACAAAGGCAUGCCGUAGGACCUGUUCACUUGAGAACGGAUAAAUUUAAUGUGUUAAUAGCUUCAUUAGCUCAGUCGACACUUGCCUCUCCGUUGGACGGAACAUCUGAGUUCUGAAGCGGUCUUCCACCCAUAUAUAGCAUGCGGAUACGCGUAAUAAAGUCGAAUUGGCU